Messenger RNA from Helianthus annuus (common sunflower), 1746 nucleotides. RefSeq names its product transcription factor IIIA. Lineage: Eukaryota; Viridiplantae; Streptophyta; Magnoliopsida; Asterales; Asteraceae. Gene Ontology annotation, cellular component: nucleus. Gene Ontology annotation, biological process: regulation of transcription by RNA polymerase II. The transcript is spliced from 7 exons. Bases 442 to 1605 code for a protein of 387 amino acids. The record is from RefSeq and is a predicted model, not a curated record.
GAGGCUGUAUGUUUGGUUGGCAAAAUACCAACCUCUUAAUGGUACCAUUCAGUGCUUAAUCAUUCAGUGAUAGGAACUUGCUGAAAGAAAAAAAAGACUCCGCAUACCCCUUUCCUUCUUCUCUUCUCUGUAUUCACAACUAGGGUUCACAAGUUCCUUCUUCUCCUCUCAUCAAGACCACCUCACCUCAGCCCCCAUCCUUCUCGCCGCCCUCCUUCUCCGCCCGUCCGCCUCUCCUCCUCCCUUCCUCCGCCUCUCCUCCUCCCUCCGCUGCCUACAUCUCUCUCCUCGAUCCAAGUCCCGCUCGGUUCGCCUCCUUCUCCUCCGCCGGUCCGCCUCCUUCUCCUCCUCCCUCCGUCCGCCUCCUCCUCCUCCUCACAUCCUCCGCCGGUCGCCGCCUCCUCCCUCCGUCCAAAAUACAGCCAACAACAAUCUGUGAAGAUGAGCGAAGAAAGCAUCGAAACCACAACAAAUUCUGUGAAGAUGACCGAAGAAAGCAUCGAAACUACAACAGAUUUUCCAAUUUUCAGAGACAUAAGACGUUACACUUGCGGAUUCUGUGGAAUUGUACGCUCUAAGAAGACUAUUAUUCAAGCUCACAUUCAAUCUCAUCAUCAGGAUGAAAUCAAAGAGAACGAAGGUAAUGAAGAAGAGGAGCAAGAAGGGGGGAAGAUGAAUGUUUGUGAAGAAUGUGGAGCUUCAUUUAAAAAACCUGCGCACCUGAAGCAGCAUAUGCAAAGCCAUUCACUUGAGAGACCCUUUACUUGUCCAAUGAAAGACUGUAAGGCAAGUUACCGAAGAAAAGAUCAUCUGAAUCGCCACCUCAUCCAACACCAGGGUAAAAUCUUUGAGUGCCCAUUUGAAACUUGCAAAAGUAAAUUUUCAAUUCAAGGUAACAUGACAAGACACGUGAGGGAAAUGCAUGAUGAAUCAGAGGAUAACUCCGGUGACACAAACAAUGACAAGCAGUACACAUGUUCCGAACCCGGUUGCGGGAAAGUUUUCAAAUACGCAUCAAAGUUAAAAACACAUGAAGAAUCUCAUGUUAGAUUGGAAACAAUUGAGGCAUUUUGUGGGGAACCGGGCUGCAAGAAAUAUUUUACGAACAAGCAAUGUCUUAAGACUCACAUUCAGUCAUGUCAUCAGCAUAUUAUUUGUGAGAUUUGUGGAGUUAAACAACUUAAAAAGAAUAUGAAACGCCACCUUCGCACUCACGAGGAAGAUGUAUCCAAAGAGAGGACCAAAUGCAGCUUCGAUGGAUGCAACCUAACUUUCUCAACUGAUUCAAAUCUAAGACAGCACAUAAAAGCUUCCCAUCUUCAAGAAAAACCGUACGUUUGCAGCAUUUCCGGGUGUGGAAUGAGCUUUUCAUUUAAGCAUGUGAGGGAUAACCAUGAGAAAUCCGGGAAGCAUGUUUACACAGUGGGAGAUUUUGUUGAAGCUGAUGAUGAAUUUCAAUCAAGGCCAAGGGGUGGUGCUAAAAGGAAAUUGCCAGCUAUGAUAGACACCCUUAUGAGGAAGAGAAUACUGCCGCUAAGUGAAUCUGAUCACAUUCAAGGUUCUGAAUACAUCUCUUGGUUUCUUGGUGGUGGCGAAGAAGAUUAAUUGACUUUAAUACUUGCUUAUCUAACACUAUGUAUAAUCUUAAGUCUUGAUAGUAACGUGAGUGGUCGGGUUAUUUCACAAAACAAUACUUGUAAUUUUGUCUAUAUUAAGUCUUGUGGCAUCAUGGUUCUUUUGUAGUUA